Messenger RNA from Phialemonium atrogriseum, 1052 nucleotides. RefSeq lists its product as uncharacterized. The record is from RefSeq and is a predicted model, not a curated record. Bases 36 to 1052 code for a protein of 338 amino acids. Lineage: Eukaryota; Fungi; Ascomycota; Sordariomycetes; Cephalothecales; Cephalothecaceae. The transcript has 2 exons.
UUUAGUUACCAAACCUCAUUUCACCCAACAGGACGAUGAAUCAGCCUCCGUUUGGCACUGAGAAGGAGCUCUAUAAAAGCCUAAUGACUAGCCGUGACCGCGGACUCCACGUCAUCGAAAGAACCGCGCAGAACAGACGAGGCGAUGAGCCAGCCCAGACGAAGGACUACCUGCCCGGAGAGCCUCGCGUCCAACUGAACGACCCGCAUAUCGACACGUACCUCAAGGCAGAGCUGGCGACCAACAGCCUGGACCAGCUUUCUCCGCAUCUGUGGCUGGUCGCCAAGCAGGAUAUCCCACAUCUCAUCAUCGUCACGGAGAAGCCGGAGCUGCAUCUUGUCUGGUACUAUGACCGCGUGUUCAUCAAGCCGUUGCCGAAAUAUCUUCUCUCGCAUGCCUUCUGGGAGUUCUACUUGGUCUCGGCCACCUCGCCGAUCCAAGACCCCCUGCGGAGUGACCUGAAAAGGGCGGCCCUCGGGUUUCUACGGUCAUAUGCCUGGCUCGUGCGGCACAGGUCGGAUUUCCAUCUCGCCAUGCACGAGGACCACCGCCUGCUUCCGAAGCGAGUCAGGUACGCGAGCUUCGUCAGCCUGAUCAAAUCCUUUGAAACCGUCGACAACGGCAUGGUCUCUCCGCGCUAUCACUACGGAGAACUGCGGCUCUCGCGGCUGAAUUUCUGGUCCAAGAUCCUCCUCUUCCGUCUCACCUACCACAAAGUCGAGGGGCAGUACGGUGCCUACUUUGCCCGCUUCUAUGGUCCGAUUCUCUUCCUCUUUGCGCUGUUCUCUGUGCUACUCAGCGCCAUGCAAGUCGUCCUAGCCGUGCAGGACCUCAUCGAGUCAGACGCUUCGUGGGAGGCCUUUUCGAAGGUGUCUCGGGGCUUCUCAGUCUUCGCCCUCGUCAUCAUUGCUAUUAUGGUUUUGUUCCUCCUGCUGGCCCUCGUGACUAUAUCGUCUCGAGAGGUCUUGUACGCCCUGACGGAUCUGUAUCGCAAAAGGCGUUCGAGACCUUACACAAAGGUGGGCAACCAAAGCCUUCCAAAUGGCGAUUGA